CACCGCAUCCCGUUCAGGUCACCUUAGCGCUCGUCUACCGGCAUUUUCCAUCUCCCGUCUCCGAAGAUGAUACCUGGCAAACGAAGAGCUGCAGUCAUGUCCUUCUCCUUGGCGGUAUUUGGAGCGCUCAUGCUGCAGUCCGUCUCAUCCCAGAACGCGGGCUUCGUGAAAUCUCCUCUCUCUGAAACCAAGCUCACAGGGGACACCUUUGAGCUGUACUGUGACGUGGUGGGAAACCCCACGCCAGAAAUCCAGUGGUGGUACUCUGAGAUCAACCGAGCCGAUUCCUUCCGGCAGCUGUGGGACGGCGCCCGUAAGCGGCGGGUGUCCAUCAACACAGCCUAUGGUGCCAACGCGGUUAGCGUGUUGGGGGUCACUCGUGUGAUGCUGGACGAUUCCGGGACCUACGAGUGCAGAGCGAGCAAUGACCCGCGGCGUAACGACCUGCACCAAAAUCCAGCCACUACCUGGAUCCGUGCUCAGGCCACCAUAACGGUGCUACAGAAGCCGUCAAUCACCGCCUCUGAACAAACCACACUUCCCCUCCUGGAAGGCGACUCUUUCACACUGCAGUGCAACCUGACCAGCGCCCACAGCGUCCACCAGGAGAGCUACUGGAUGAAGAACGGGGAGGAGAUCCCGGAAACGCGCGGCCCAAACAGGAACACGGAGUACAAGGUGAAAAGACCAAGAGGAGACGAUGCCGGAGUGUACAUGUGUGUCUACACCUUCGAGAUGACUCCUCCAGCCAACGCGACCAUCGAGGUUAAAUCUGCUCCUGACAUCACGGGCCACAAGCGUAGUGAGAAUAAGAAUGAGGGUCAGCGUGCUAUACUCUACUGCAAGUCUGUAGGCUACCCUCACCCUGUGUGGACCUGGCGCAAAUUCGAAAAUGGCGUUUAUAGGGAAGUUGACAACACCACUGGCCGCUUCUUCGUCAGCAGCAGAGACAAUUACACCGAGCUCCACAUCGUGGACCUGGACAUUGGUUUGGACCCGGGCGAGUACAGCUGCAACGCCACCAACAUGAUCGGCUCCCGCGAGGAGAAGUCUGUGCUGAGGGUCCGCAGCCACCUGGCCCCCUUAUGGCCUCUCCUGGGGGUUUUGGCUGAGAUCAUCAUCCUGGUCAUCAUCAUAGUGGUUUAUGAGAAGCGCAAGAAGCCCGACGAUUUACAAGACGAUGAUGACCCAGCAGGACCUGUGAAAACUAAUUCAACCAACAACCACAAGGACAAGAACCUCCGCCAGAGGAACACAAACUGAGCAGCCUGUCUGCUGAGUUUCAUCCAACAAUGACCACAUGAAGGUAAACAAGAAGGGAAUCCAUAGCCGUUUUUUCAAAGGAUUUAUCUGCAGUUUAAAGUAUGGGUGUGAAGGAGUCGAGUGAGGCAUGCCUUAUGAUUUUGAUGUGUGAGGGUGCGAGGUCAGGAGGUACGCUAAUGUUAACAUUAUAACCAUUGUUGCUGCAUGCAGGUGUUGAUGUUUAUGAUUUUGACAUUUAUCCAAUGAUUUGACAUUUCUACUACUUCUAAAAUAAUGCAUGCAAGAUGUUGACCUUCUGUUUGAAGGCAGAGAUGUUUUUUUUUUCUUUCUUGGUUUGUUUUUUUUGGGGGGUUGCUCUUUCCUCUUGAGAGCAGCUUCAUGUAGAUAAUUUUCUGUGCAAAAACAAAACUCAGCAAUGUAAAAGAAAAUGCCACCCUAAUCUGGUAUGACAGUCGUGUAUAGUUUUAUCAUUCUGCUGCAUACCAUUUUAUAAGUUUAUCAUUUGAUCUGACUAUAUCUAUUCUAUUUAAGGGCUUUGCAAUGUCCCUCUAAUAAGUUUGGUUAAGGUUGACCUUACUGUAUGUACUGUAUGUGUUAAAUCACUGUAACAAUGUAUCAGAUCACCUAUGAUAUCAAGACUAAGACUAUUCAUAUAAUAUGAUGCACUUCAAUGUUGAGAAUAACAAACAACUGUAUAAAGCUACUUUAGGAGAUCUGUACUAAUCAUUUGAACAUGUUGUUUAAUAAUUAUGUGUAUUGUACAGCAUGGCUAUUAUCCUAUGCAACUAUUAUCCAUAUCAGUAUAUUGAAAAUCAUUGCAGCUUUUGAUUUCUAUGUGACAAAGCUUUAAACUAGUAGGAUCACGGUAGAGCGCUGACGGCAUACAUACUGCACAGCUGCAUGAAUUCUCUCCAGCUGACAUGGGAGGCGGAGAAAAAGGCGCCCACGUCAGGACUGACACAUGUGAAGCAAUUGCAAGAUCGCGACUCAUUUUUAAGAAUAAAAAUCUGGAAAAAGAGA
Labrus mixtus (cuckoo wrasse) is the source of this 2283-nucleotide messenger RNA. RefSeq names its product neuroplastin-like. The transcript has 9 exons. Gene Ontology annotation, cellular component: cell-cell junction. Gene Ontology annotation, biological process: cell-cell adhesion. Lineage: Eukaryota; Metazoa; Chordata; Actinopteri; Labriformes; Labridae. The coding region runs from base 67 to 1263 and encodes 398 amino acids. Gene Ontology annotation, molecular function: cell adhesion molecule binding. The record is from RefSeq and is a predicted model, not a curated record.